AUGGCUGAGUCGGGGGGCCUGAGCGGGAGGGGCCAGGACACAGCUGCUUCCUCUGCCCAGGCUGGGCACAACGGAUCACCAGGACUUGGCACCAUCUCCUGGACGGCCCCCCUGGCCUGGCUGGAACAGGUCCUGCCCUCUUCGCCCAUGCUCGCUGACCUCCGCCGCAGCCUCCCAAUCGUGGCCUUCCAGCAGGAGAAGGGGAACCCCCUGACCCCCAAGCCCAGGGCCACCGCCUCCAUUCUCCCAGGGUCUGAUGGAAGCCUCUGCAUGCAGCAGAAGGACCCAGCCUUGCCACAGGAUCAGUGCACCAGCACGCCUAUCUCCGUGGCAUCCGCAGGAGUCUGGGCAUCCCCUGUGAGCUGCCAGGACUCCGGGCCAAAGAUGCCCUUGGAGCAGGGCCCUGAUCCUCUUGAGCAGGUCGGGCCGAUCACCUCCCCCUUCUUGGCUGCUCCAGGCUGCCCAGAGGCCGAUGCCACUGCUUCCCCAGAAGGGCAGGACUCACCUGCCUUGUGCCUGGACCCGGGCACUGCCCAUGUCUCCCCUGUGAGCUGUAGGUGCCACAGCCUCUGGGGCUCUCCUCUGAGUCUCCUGGAUGAUGGACUGAACGUGUCCCUGGCAGGGAAGGCACCCUCUUGGCAAGGGGCAAAAGGGGUGAGCGCCAACCCUUCUUGUCUGGCGUGUGCCCAGGUCUGCACACCCCUCAGCAGCCUGCCAGCAGUCUCACAGCAAGAUCAGGGCACCAGCAUCACCCCCCUCUCCGUGGCAUCUGUGGCUGCCUGGACCUCCCAGCUGAGCCUCCGGGAAGCUGGAGUUAAUACCUCCCCUGCAGAGAAGGCCACCACCGACAGCACAGCCGAGACCGACUCCCUGCUUUGGCACUGCUCCCGGGAUCAGCUGAGCCACCUGUCCCGGGCAGAGCUGGAGGGGCGCCUGGAGAGCACCCUCAUCAUCAUGGAAGCCCUCUCGCGCCAGAUCCGGGCUGGCCAGGAGCUCUGGCGACCAGCAGCCCAGCUAGGGCCAGCGGAACAGAGAGACGCAGCCACCCAGACCCCCGCCUCUGAGUCCAGGGAGGAGGAGCAAGUCUAUUGCGACUUGUACGUGGAGCUCAGGCAGCGGUUCUGGUCCCUGCAGCAGAGCCAGAAGAGCCGGCAGAAGCUGGCCCAGCGGCUGGAAAGCGCCAGCGAGGAGAUGGCGACAUGGUCUUCUGAAUCCAGGAGGCUCCAGGCCAUGGUGGAGGCCUCCUUCCUGCGCCUUCAGGAGGACCGGCAGUCCCUCUGCCAGCAGCAGAAGCAAGCGGGCAGCCUGCUCUCCCAGUGCAGGGCCCAGCUGCAGCGGUGGGGCCAGAAGCACGGCGAGAUGGCGCGUGGGCUGGAGGCGGCCCUGAAGGCAAAGGACGCGGCCAACCUGGUCCAGGAGUCGGUGCAGGCCCGUGCUGCUGCCCAGAUCCGGACACUGGAGCUGAGCGCCGAGUCCCGGCGGUCCUUGUGGGCCCUGCUGCAGGAGGCGAAGAGGCUCAAGGCUGAUCUCUGUUCCGGGUACACCAAGCACGUGGAGGACGGGGACCGCCUUGCUGCAGCCCUGCAGGCCGACUGGGCCCAGAUGCGGCUCGACUACGAGGGCUGCCGGAGCACGAUCGCCAAGUGCCUCACCGUGGCCCGGAGGAUGGAGAAGGAGGUGGAGGCCGCCCGCUGCGAGGGCGCCCGGCACCAAGAGGCAAGGCUCUUUCCCUGGUGGGGCUGGCAGAGCAGGGGGGGGCCUCCUGAUUCAGCCCCCUCUUCCAAGACCCGUUGA
Messenger RNA from Candoia aspera, 1794 nucleotides. Its product is annotated as sperm-associated antigen 5-like. Gene Ontology annotation, biological process: cell division; regulation of attachment of spindle microtubules to kinetochore. The record is from RefSeq and is a predicted model, not a curated record. Lineage: Eukaryota; Metazoa; Chordata; Lepidosauria; Squamata; Candoiidae. The transcript is spliced from 9 exons. The coding region runs from base 1 to 1794 and encodes 597 amino acids.